Penaeus monodon (black tiger shrimp) is the source of this 674-nucleotide messenger RNA. RefSeq names its product biogenesis of lysosome-related organelles complex 1 subunit 1-like. Lineage: Eukaryota; Metazoa; Arthropoda; Malacostraca; Decapoda; Penaeidae. The record is from RefSeq and is a predicted model, not a curated record. Gene Ontology annotation, biological process: endosomal transport. Gene Ontology annotation, cellular component: BLOC-1 complex.
AUGUUGUCGAGUAUGGUAAAAGAGCACCAGACCAGACAGCAGAAUCGGAAAGAAGAACAGGAAAGGCGAAGAAAGGAGGCUGUGCAGGCUAGCAGUAAUCUAACCCAGGCUCUGGUUGAUCAUCUCAAUGUUGGUGUUGCACAGGCUUACUUAAACCAAAAGAGGCUGGACAGCGAGGCGAGCCAACUUGAGCAGAAUGCGACUAACUUCCAGCGUCAAACGUCUCAAUGGUUGGGUCUCAUCUCCUCUUUUACGGAUUCCAUGAAAGAAGUGGGGCAUGUCCAGAAUUGGGCGACCACCAUUGAAUCGGACAUGAGGACAAUUUCCACAGCUUUGGAAUAUGCUUACAAAGUUGAACAGCAAGCAAGCACUGGAGGAGGAUCAGCUACAUAGUUUAUAUUAUGUUGUCAGAUUAAAUAUUAUUUUUCAAUGUUUAUAUUAUUACAUAAGCAAAUGUGUAGGCCAAACCCUAUAAUAAUAUACUAAAUGUUUGCAUAUGUACAUCUGUGAUAUUGAAGAAAUUAUACAUCAACUUAGGAUGUGUUAAAUUAGUCUUGACCAAUAGUUUAUGAAAGCAGCUUAAAAAGAACGAUUUUUGAAUUCCAGGGAACCAUUAAUUACAUUGUUAUAAAACUAUUUAUGAAUCAUGGUCACACUUCAGAGGAAGAUAUUAG